Molecule: messenger RNA, 1950 nt
Organism: Ostreococcus tauri
Lineage: Eukaryota; Viridiplantae; Chlorophyta; Mamiellophyceae; Mamiellales; Bathycoccaceae
Product: DNA glycosylase
Exons: 1
Coding region: 1-1950 (649 amino acids)
Biological process (GO): DNA repair
Cellular component (GO): nucleus
Molecular function (GO): DNA binding; catalytic activity
Source: RefSeq, a predicted model, not a curated record
AUGUCCACGAGCGAGAAUUCUCCGGUGGUCGUCCGGAGCAAGUACUUCGCCGGUCCAGGUGUCCGAGUCGACGGCGAAUCACCGUCGACGAGCGCAGAACCGUCCAAUACGUCGUUCAAACAAAAAAAGAUUUUGGACGCGACGACGAAAAUCCAUCACGCCUCGCUAUCGGAAGCCGUCGACGCCGCGUCGAUCGACUUGGAGCUGUUCUUCGUCGACGCCAAGGUGAAGAACGCGCACGAGUUACAUCGACGACGAGCGCACGGAGUGUUGAGACACUUUCGCGGCGACGCGGCGCGGGUAGAGCCGCGCGCGCGGGACGCGGUUGACGAUGACGACGGAUUUGCAGACGAUUUCGACGUCGAGGAACACAGGAGGCGGAAAAAGACUAAGAAGGAAAUUAAACUAGAUUGGGAUGCGGAUUUAGAGACGCGGUCGCGCGCUGGGGACGUUUUGCAGAACAUGCUUAGAGAGACGCACCGGUUGCACGUCAACGCGAGCUGUCGGGUGAACACCAGGGCGCCCGAGGUGAAGAUCGCGCGAGAUAAUUUGACGGCAAUACGACGGGAAGCCAGGGAGUUAUAUAAGAGGAUCGAUCCGGAGGGGUACGAGCGCGAUCGCGAGCGGACGCGGAUGAUGGCGGAGGAGACGCAGGCGGCGUUGGAUUUGAAGGCGACACGGUUCGACGAGCCGCCGAAGGAUUUGAAGGAGCUACGAGAUAAGUGCCCAGUGAUGGCGGAGACGGGAUCGCCCCAUCAUCUGUGCGCACACUUGUGCUAUUAUCGAGAAUACGAGCCAGCGAGGCAGCUGUAUGUGUUGCGGUGUCGAUGCGCUGAGGCGAGCGGAACCGCCAAAGCGCUCGAUGGAUGGCGCGCCGAGCUCGCCGUGCGGCCAGCGGAUGAGAUACCCGCCGUCAACCGCUCGCGCGCGGACAUACGUGGAACGGCAUCCGGUGCGUGCUCGCUGAAACAUCUGCCAUGGAUGGUUGAGUUCAUCUCACCGUCGGGGAAUCGAUUCAAGGAUCCAAUGGAUGUUUUGAACUCAGUUCGCAUCGAGUGCGAUAAAUUGUCAUGGCCGCGCUCAAGUCACGGUGGCAACGGUAUUCGCGAGGCUCGAGUGAGCGAGGAAGGUUUGAACGAACAAACAGAGCUCUUGCGCGCGGCGCUGUGGAACGAAGACGCGGACGCGUCGAGUGGGACGACGCCCGUACGCGGAAGUUUUACGCGACGGUUCGAGCGAGAUCCCGAGGAGACACGAACGCCGCUUCGCCUCGCGCCGGACCCACUCGCGGAUGACGACGGGAAAACCGAAAUAAAUGACGACGAAAACGACGAUGAAGACGCGCGAAGGGCCGCGGCGAGAGACGUCGACGCGUUCGAUGAGGACGAGAUGGACGCUGCUACACCGCCGAUGACGCCUGAGCCAGCGAUGCGCGUCGUCGACGCAGCCCCUGGAAGCGGAAGUGGCCCUGAGCCUGUGCGCCUUUGGUGGGCGCCCCCGCUCAGUCCGUUCGGACUUCUCGAAGAAAUACUGUGGCAGGACGAGUGGAAACUCUUGGUUUCGUGCAUGAUGCUCAACUGCACGACGCGUCUGCAGGUGGACCGCGUGCUCUGGCGAUUAUUCCUCCUCGCCCCCACCGCGGCUGACGCCAUCGCCCUCGGAUCCACCCCCGAGGGCUUAGAGGCACUCGAGCGCGUCAUUGCUCCCCUAGGUCUUCACCGCAAGCGCACGGACGCCUUCGUACGGCUGUCCAAAGACGUCGAAAAGCAACGCGCGGCGCACGGAGGCCGCGUAAAAAAUGUCUCCGCCUGCCACGGCGUUGGCGUCUACGCCGCGGACGCCCACGCCCUGUUCGUCGACGGCGUCCUCGCCGGCCCACCGCGAGAUCACGCUCUGCGUUGGUAUCACGCCUGGGCCACCGAGCGUCGCGGACGCCACUGCGACCGCUAA